Messenger RNA from Thlaspi arvense, 564 nucleotides. Lineage: Eukaryota; Viridiplantae; Streptophyta; Magnoliopsida; Brassicales; Brassicaceae. The record is from the annotation of a GenBank genome assembly.
AGUUUCUGCAAGCAGAAAGAAACAAUAAAUUAAGUGUAAGUAAAAAAAGAAAGCAAACGCUACAGAAAUGGCAAAGGCACUCAAUUCCAUCUGCUUCACCACUCUUUUGCUCGUUGUCUUGCUAAUUUCCUCCGAAAUUCCGAAGAGCGAGGCGACAUGUAAGAAGUUUUUAGGUGAAGCCCCAGUGUACCCAUGUAAGGAAAAAGCUUGUAAAGACGUAUGCAAGGAACAUUAUUACGACUCGUGUAAAGGAGAGUGUGAGAGGCAUGGUCACGAAGAGCACUGCCAUUGCUACGGAAAAUACUGAAAUUUACAAAUAAAGCCGCAUCGAAUAACAAAAGAAUAAGAAUAUAAGAUCUUAAUUAUAUCUCUAUAACGUAAGUGUGGUAUGUUCGAUCUAAUUAAUGAAGGGUAUAUGUAUGUGUAAGUUGUUUACUUUAAAAUAAAAUAAUGGGACAAAGCAUGCUAUUGUGUUGUAUGCGCUGUUUCGUUUAAGAUCAUGUUGUAUGCUGUUUUUCGUUUUAAUAAUAAACUUGCUUUUGUGUUUUGUCUACGUAAAUAUAA